AUGGAUGAAGCGAAAAAUAUGGCGCUUUUAUUCUUUAUGGAUCAUUUGAUGCAAAAAAAUGGUCGUCGAACGAUCCACGAUCUUAGCUGCCAAUUUGGAGCUCGCGGAUUCACUACAGAAAUGAGAGAUGCUGUUGGUACGACACAGGAAGGCCUCACAGAUUUCCUUUGUCAACAUCCUUCCUUGUUUACCGUGGAAGGUGAUCAGGUAUGUCUAAAUGGUUAUGGCGAUUUGUCAGCAAAAUACAAUCCAUUAUUGAAUGCGACUGCUAAUGGCCGAAAUAGAGAUUAUGUAAAAGAGGCAGUACAAUUUUUUGAAGCAAAAUUGCAGAAAUUUGGUCCAGAACUUCAGAUCAAGAGUUUACUUGGGCAUCGAUCGCAAGCAGCACCUGAAGUACGCCUUGUCUCUGGUCGACAUUUAAAAGAUUUUUGUGAAUUUUUACAAUCACAGACAGAUCAUUUUGUCGUCGACGGUGAUCGAGUUAGGUUAAAAAAUAUGCCGGAACCUAGCAAUGCGAAUUUGGAUGUAGAUGAUCAAGGCAAGCCUUUGACGGGUAUGAAAGCGAAGCAAGCGGCCGUUGAUUUUCUUCGAUCUGUUGUUGAACAGCAUGAAGAUCAACCGAUACCGAUGGAUAUCUUUUAUCAAAAAUUCUGUGAUCGUUUUUCUCAUGCUAUAAGGCAAGAAGUGGCAACUAAUCCAAAAGAAUUGCUUCAAUUUCUGAAACUCAAUCGCAAUAUAUUUUUCAUCCGCUCUAACAAGGUAUCCUUAGUGAGAAAUCGAGCGUCUGAAGAUGGCUCCGAAUGUGGCUCAACUGAAGGAUCUGAACUUGAAAAUAACAGUAAUUGCAGUAACAAUCAUUUGAUUCAUGAUGGAACUAAUCGCAUAAAUCUAGUAAAAUCACUUAAAUCUGCCCAGGAAGCAGUUUCAUCUCUUAGCAAUGAAAUUGACUGCAUGGAAGAAAAACUUAUUGGAGUUGAUUUCAAAACUGUAACACUUGGUAUGCAAGGAGAUGAAUUUCUUUCGCUCGUUGUUAUUGCUACGUGCAGUCAGAUCCAUGUUUUCGAUGUUGUCCAUAGCGAUACCGUUUUACUUGAAAGUGGUCUUAAAGAAUUAUUAGAAUCUGAAAAGAUCGUAAAAGUAAUUCAUGAUGCAAGACGAAUUGCAACACUGCUUGCUCAUCGUUAUGCUAUAAAUCUUCAAAGAAUUUUUGAUACGCAAAUCGCACAUGCAAUUUUGCAACAUGAGAAAUUUGGCAAAACGUUUAUGGAAAUGCGCGCUAUAACAUUUCAAAAUCUUCAAAGGGUUUAUUAUCCACAGUACAUUAUGAUGUCUGAUUUGACUCCCAGAAAACUUUCGCAAAUGCCGAACUGGGGCCAAAGGCCAAUCACUCAGGAAUUCUUAAUGACUGUGGCAGAAGAAGCUUAUUGUCUUGUUACAGUGAUCUAUAGGAUACUUUAUGAUCUAUUGCCGAAUCAUCUUCAUGGUCUUUUCGAUGAAAAAUGUCUUGAAGCCCUGAUACCGAAUCCAAAUCGGCCACCACCUACCCAUUUUCAAAAUAGCAUGACGCCAUUUCGUGGGCCAAGAAGAAAUAUUGUCACACCAGCAGUUGUCAAUAACAUUAUUGCACCAAAAUCACCGAAACAAACUUGUGAUAUGUCCACUCAGACAUUUUCUACUGGAGAAAUCAGCGUUCUUAACGUUUAUUAUGAUAAUUGA
Molecule: messenger RNA, 1716 nt
Organism: Dracunculus medinensis (Guinea worm)
Lineage: Eukaryota; Metazoa; Nematoda; Chromadorea; Rhabditida; Dracunculidae
Source: the annotation of a GenBank genome assembly